Tribolium madens (black flour beetle) is the source of this 963-nucleotide messenger RNA. Its product is annotated as proteasome inhibitor PI31 subunit-like. NCBI's taxonomy places the organism in Eukaryota, Metazoa, Arthropoda, Insecta, Coleoptera, Tenebrionidae. Gene Ontology annotation, molecular function: proteasome binding; endopeptidase inhibitor activity. The transcript has a single exon. The record is from RefSeq and is a predicted model, not a curated record. Gene Ontology annotation, biological process: proteasome-mediated ubiquitin-dependent protein catabolic process. Bases 132 to 944 code for a protein of 270 amino acids.
UGUCCUACGUUUAGAUAGCAACCUGUCAAAAAAAUGUAAACAUAACCUCACAGUAAAAUAUUUUGUUUGUCAUCAUUUUUAACAGUCAGAAAUCAUCAAGUGCCAGUGUUAAAGUGUGUAAAACCGAUAAAAUGUCGAGUUCUCUGUUCGGUUGGGACCUUUUGAUCAAAAGCGUUGAAUCCGAGAUAAAAACCAACGAAGACAUUCUCCUCUGCUUCACUCACUUGGUGCUCGUCUCCAAUGAUUUUAAAUGCAUCGGUUUGGGCGAAUCUAAAAUCCUCGAUGGUUCGGAAACAAAAACCGAAGCUCUACCGCCAGGUUGGACCGAAUCUUAUUCAAUUCGUUACGUCCACCAGGGCCGGCUUUACCUCCUGAAAGCAACAAAAGUCGACGACGGACUCAUGCUCAACCUGAUCCGUGUCGACGAACGCACCACCUCUCUGGUCCAACUCAAUACAGCCUUGGUGGCAAGUCGCACCGGAAUCCUGUCUCAGAUGCUCCCCAAACACGCUGACAUCCUCCAACAGAUCAAAACCGAGCUGAUUGACAAAAUCGUUGUUUCGAAAAACACCAAAGACAACUCGAGUCAAACCCCGACUGUAUCUAACCCGCCUCCGACUUCUCCACAAGCCUCGCCUCUCUUCGUGGACCCCAUGUCUCGCGCCGGCCCUGUCGGAGUAGGCGAAUACGAUUUGAAUCCUUUCGGUCGAAAUCCUUUGGCUUUUCCGGCACCGAUGGGCGGCGGCGGUAUGCUUUUCGAGCCACCGAGAGGCGGGAGAUAUCCCCAAGGACCGGGACUGGGAAUGCCUCCAGGUGCGGUGCCUCCGGGUGCAAGAUUCGACCCUUUUCGGCCCCCCGACGUCGAUAGAUUUCCAAGACGGCCGAAUAAUCGACCCGACAAUGAUGAAUUUCCACCGCCCGGUUAUGACGAUAUGUUUAUGUAAAUAAAUACAUUACCUCUUC